AACCAUUUUGUCUUCCCUGGUUGAAGAAAUUAUUUUUCAAGUAAAAUUUUCAGUUUUAAAAACGGUUUUAAAUUAUUUUGGGUGCCAUUUAGCUAAGAUAAUAAUUGGGACGUUAAGACACGUAAAACUUAUAAAUUUUUAAAAGAGUUCAGUCAUCGCUUCAUCGCUAGUUUAAGAUGGAUUUUGUUACAACAAACAAUAAUGACUUUCAAUUUCCUUUUUAUAAGCAGGUUGUAGGAAAGCCAUGCGAGCCUCCCAAACCAAAUUCCACGCCGCUGGCACGUCCUCCACCUGUCGCUCCAUACAGUCACUGCGACUCCCACUCCUACUCCCCCCGAGUGGAGCAAUACAAGCAGCUGCUAGAGAAAGAGCAGAAGCUCUGCCAAGAUUAUGAACAUCUUCAGAAGCAGCUGGUGGACGUGACAAACGACAUUUUGGACCAUCCUUGCGAUGACCUGGACACGAAGAUGAUGACGAUGUACCAAGCCACAUAUAAAAAGAGAUCAUUCCCGGUGAGUGAAUACAGAAAGAUAAUGGCGGCCUCGCAGUCUGACGCACCGAUUCCGAUGGAGAGUCACAGACUGGGUAUCCUACGGUGCUACAAGGAUCCCACACACUUCACACCCAAACCCCCUACCGUUCGUCCCACAAUCCAACCGCCUAGGACGGUGCAUACGGGCGUAGCACCUAAAGCAGCAGAGGUCUGGUUCUCCGACUAUCCCGGUAGGACAGAAUACAUGGAUACCUACAGCUCGUCUGCAAAAUCCUCCUGGAGAUCCAUGCAGAGGUAUAAGGAACCUUUGCCGUCGACUCGUCGAAGAGCGGAUGUGUGCCUAUAAGCUUUGCAGCACAAAAGAUAAUUUUUCGUAACAUAUAAAUAUUUGGCUAAUCGUCUAGGUGUGAACUUAUUCAAGUAAUCGUUUAAUCCAC
This is a messenger RNA of Aricia agestis (brown argus), 930 nucleotides long. RefSeq lists its product as uncharacterized. The transcript has 5 exons. Bases 177 to 839 code for a protein of 220 amino acids. The record is from RefSeq and is a predicted model, not a curated record. NCBI's taxonomy places the organism in Eukaryota, Metazoa, Arthropoda, Insecta, Lepidoptera, Lycaenidae.